AUGGACAAGAUUCAGAACAUCUUUGCUGGCCUGAAUGAGAAAGAGAGGCUUGGGUUUAUCGACACGUCCCAACCGUCACUCUACGUGGCGGCGGCGGCAAUUGCGUUCAAUCCAAUCUUUUGGAACAUCGUCGCCCGACAGGAGCACAAAACCCACUUUUUGACCAAGGCCUUUGGUUCACCUUAUUAUGGCUGCUAUGCUCUGGCAGUGACUAUCUUCGCCAUCGGCGUCGUUCGAGACUCCCUCUACAAGACCGCACUGGAAGAGCAGCCAAUCUACCUCCCAUUAUAUCAACCGGAACUCGGCGUGGCCCUGUUUCUCACUGGCAAUGUCCUCGUGCUGUCCAGCAUGUACGCACUGGGCGUCACCGGGACGUACUUGGGAGACUACUUUGGCAUCCUGAUGGAUCACAAAGUUGAGGGAUUUCCGUUCAACGUCACCGACGCACCAAUGUACUGGGGGAGUACGCUGUCGUUCUUGGGCACGGCCUUGUAUUACGGGCGCACGGCCGGUGUGCUACUGACCCUGGAAGUGUUUGUGAUGUAUCUCGGUGCAUUGCGAUUCGAAGAUCCCUUCACUGCCGAAAUCUAUGCGAAAAGAGAAAACAGGCCUGUGACCCGGUCUAUGACGAAGCAGAAGGAACGAAAGAAGGCGUAA
Messenger RNA from Cladophialophora psammophila CBS 110553, 657 nucleotides. Its product is annotated as methylene-fatty-acyl-phospholipid synthase. The record is from RefSeq and is a predicted model, not a curated record. NCBI's taxonomy places the organism in Eukaryota, Fungi, Ascomycota, Eurotiomycetes, Chaetothyriales, Herpotrichiellaceae. The transcript is spliced from 5 exons. The coding region runs from base 1 to 657 and encodes 218 amino acids. Gene Ontology annotation, biological process: phosphatidylcholine biosynthetic process. Gene Ontology annotation, molecular function: S-adenosylmethionine-dependent methyltransferase activity.